AAUAAUAUAGUUAUAUUAACAGAAGCUGGCAUUUUUAUUUUUCAAUUAAUCAACGAUGAGAAUUUAGUUUCUUUGAGUUACUAUCACAUGUUAACUAAUAUUUAUGAAAAUAUAGGAGAUUAUGAUGGUGAUAAAUUAAUUCGUGGAUGGGUAUCAUAUGUUCAAGAGAAUAAGCAAAAAUUUUUAGAACACCUCCCUCAUUUAUUAAAAUUCACGGCUGAUGCAGAAUUAACAGAUGAAAUUUAUAAUUAUGUUAAAUUGAAUAGAGAAGAUAUUUUAAAAUAUGGUUCUACAAUAUUAAAAAAAGCGAUUAAGCUACAAGCUUCAAACUUAAUAGAGAAAAUUUAUAAUGAAUGUUUAGAUCUCUUUAAAAAAGAUUUAGAAAACAAUAAUGCAUUCUUAAGCAUUAUAAAUAAAUCAAUGCCAUCAUUGGAUAAACAUUAUCCCGAAUAUAUUGCAAGAUAUUCAUCAGAUACAAAUAUGAUCAUAGAUUCUCCAAAAUAUAAAAUCGAACUACUAAAUACAACACAUCUUUAUCCUUUUUCCAAUAUUGGUAUUGUUAAUUUAACGCCAUCUAUUGUUUGGACAAAAUAUACUGCUCAAGAAGAAUAUAGCUGGUGGGAAUUAAUUAAGCCGAAACCUAGUCCAUUUGUAAAAACAAUAAAUAGAGAAAUAUACAAAACAUGGAAUGGUGAAGCAUUAAUUAAUUUCAAGUGGAAUUUAUAUGGAAGUUAUUAUUAUUAUGGAAUUUGGUUGCUAUUUACCGCCUUAUUAGCAUGCUUUACGGCUGCUUCAACAUAUUCUGAAGAUAUUGUAUCUGAAGGCAUCAGAAAUCCACUUUUAAAAGCCACAAUAGUACUUGGAAUUAUUCACUUAAAUUUCGAACUUCGCCAGAUAUAUUAUGAUCCCAUUAAAUGGUUUAUUGAUCCUUGGAACUAUUUUGAUUUUGGAGCGUAUUUAGUUCCUACCAUUGCAUCUUUUUAUUGGUUACUUACAAAAGAUAAACCCCAUUUUUGGCUUUCAAUUUCAUGUCUUUUAUUAGAUUUUAAAUUUUUAUUGUUUUUCAGAGCAUUCGAAUUAUUUGGUGUUUAUUUUGUAAUUGUCGUUAGUGUUGCGAAGAAGAUUGCUUCCUUUUUGGUUAUUUUAUUUAUUGUACUUUUGAGUUUUGCUCACGCCUUUUGGAUUCUGUUAAAACCGAGAAAAGAUUAUGAUUUAAAUACACCACCACCUGAAGGCAAUGAUGAUCCCAAUAAUCCUUGGGAAUUAACUGAUAAAUAUACUCAAAUAUUAGACGAUGGAACCAAUGAAACAUAUGUUCAACAACCUGAUAAGAAUACGAACAUGUUUACUACUUAUAGAACUUCACUUUUAUCAAUGUAUUUAUAUCUCACGGGCGAUCCAAAUGCUUUACCCAACUGGGAAUAUCUUGAUAAUCCAAAACUUACCAUACUAAUGGUUUUAUUCUCUUUAUUAAUUGCUGUGUACCUAAUGAAUUUGUUGAUUGGAUUACUCAGUAACGCUAUUGAUGAAGAUAAUAAUAGAGCUUCGUAUUUUAUGCAAAAGGCGAGGAUUUUGGAAGAAAUCGAAUUAUUUUACUUAUUUCCAAAUCAGAGACGUUGGAAAACCUGGUUUCCUGACGUGAUAUAUUAUCACGCCAAUGUUGAAGAGACACGUAAAGAAAUUCAGAAACUAAUUCAAAAUGAAUCUCAUACUGAGAAAUUUUCAGAUAUGAAGGAAGAAUUACGAAAGAUUUAA
This is a messenger RNA of Funneliformis caledonium, 1755 nucleotides long. The record is from the annotation of a GenBank genome assembly. NCBI's taxonomy places the organism in Eukaryota, Fungi, Glomeromycota, Glomeromycetes, Glomerales, Glomeraceae.